GGCAACUUGUGGAAACCUUCCCUGUGGGAUGUUGUGCAGGUAUUCAGGAGCAGAGGAGCCAGCAGAAAAGCAGGGGAAGGGGAAAGAGAGAGACAGGGGAGGAGAUUGAAAAUAUUAGCUAAACUAGAACAUAGGUUUACCUGGAUUUUAAAAAAGGUUUUAAACAAUUAUCCAGGCUUUGCCUACUUCUUCCAUUUUUCCCAAAUGAAGGGGUCUGCUCCUGCUGCCAGAAAAAAAAAAGAGAGAGAGUUGGUGUGAGCACAUGCAGGAGUAGGCAUCAGGGAGCUGCUACAAAUACUAGUACAGGGCACACACCAAGACAGGUGGCAUUGCUGUGAGCCACAAGAAAGAGUUCAGGGGAGUAGGGGUAUUUAUCUGUACAUCCUUUCAGGUAUGAGAAGAUAACGGAUUAAGUGAGUGAGUGCUUCUGCCCCAAACUUCUGUAUAUAUCUAUAACUGAUCUGCUCUAUUGUUACAUCUGUGUAGGUGAGUGGCAUGCGGGAUUCCAGAGAAGGCAGUUAACUCAGGAUUAUGAUGAGCAGAGACAGUGGGGAUCUGAGAGAACUUUCCUGCAUUUACCAGUGGCACAGUAGUGGCAGCAAUGAUAACAUAGACUAUUUGGAGACGUUUGCAUACCCUUCAAAACCUGGCAAGAUCUACAAAAAAAGUUCCUGCUGUAAGCUUCAGCAGUCAAGGGAAGUGUCCUCAACCUCCCACCAGCUACUUUUUCAGACUGUGAGGGCCAGUAUGGAACAGAUCAGCAACUUUUUCAACUCCAUCUGGACUUUCAUCCUCUCCAAGCAUCAGGAGGGCAUCUACAACACCAUCUGCCUGGCUGUGGUUCUGGGGUUGCCUGCCCUGGUCCUCCUCAUUGGCAUUUUUAUAUGUUGCCACUGUUGUUUCUGUGGCCAGCAGCAAAAGAACAAUGGCAGCUACAGCAGGAGAAGUCCCCCCCAGGGAAAGAAAAGAAUUAAGAUGAUGAGGAAGAAGAAAGAAGAGGAUCUGUGGAUAUCAGCCCAGCCCAAGUUGCUCCUGUUAGAAAAGAGGCCCUCCUUGCUGGCCUAAAGAAAGAGGUGUGGGCAAGAGCAAUUCCCCUCCUCCUACCAGGGUCUCGUAGCAGUUCAGGCCGAGGGCAUAUCAUGUUGGUUGUGUCCUUCUGAAGGACAAGCACAGCUUCCUUUUAAAAAGCUUCUGAAAAGAAAUGCUCUCAGGAUCUCCCUGGCAUGUGCUGGGAAGCUUCUUGCUAGGCCUAGUACAAAAGCACUGCUAACUGAACCUGGCCAGAAUGAACUAACACCCAUUUCAGCUUAUGUACGAGUGCAGAGUUGCCAGCACCUUUUGCAUUACAGAUAGACCUCUGUGGUCUCAGGCUGAAAGAUGCAUAUGCUCUUACAAACUUUGCACCGACACCAUUAUGUGCACUAGAAAGCAACACUGUCAUAUACACAUAUAAGCAUUUCAUUGUCAUAUGCACACCCAUACAAAUCAUGUUGCUUCCAGAUGAGAAAGCUUAAAUUAAUUUUAUAUGGACAGUGGCACAGGUGGCUUUAAAAGGUGAUUUGAGGAAACCAUGAAUGUCUUGAUAACUAAAUUGAAUCUAUAGCUUCAAAAUUCAGAAGGCCCCGGAAUUCCAGGUGCAGGGGAACGAGCAAUUUUGUACCUUUGUACCCUGGGUUUGUGGGUUUCCUGGGAGUGUUGAAGCCAUGGGGGGAAACAGCCUUUUUGUUUGUUUGUUGCUGUUGCUUUGAUGAAACAGAAAAUUUCAGAAAAAGUAAAAAUUUCAAUAUUGACACCCUUUACAGAUUGAAAGUCACUUUGUCGCUGUAAGAAUAUGAAAUAGACAUUAUAUGUAAAUAGGUUUAUAAAAUUAUUAUUUUUGAUAUAUUAAAAAUACAGUUUAUUCAAAGUAUAAUUACAGAUUGACCUUUUUUUAAAAAAUUGUUAUAAGUAGAGCUGCAUUCUGAACUGCAAGGAGUAGUUCUCCAUAGUCUCAAGCAGACAUAACACAUUCAUUUCUCUAAAAAGAACAGAGAAAGGGAAGCUAAAACUAGAAGUACUGAUCUAAUUGUGUACAUAAUUUUACAUAGUUUAUAAUCUUUUGUAGUUUUUAGAAAUAUAUAGAUACAGCCCUCAUAGUCCAUAAUCCAGUUUUUAAUUUUUUUCCAGAAAAAAGACUGAAGGGAAGGGGGGGCUUUUCCCCCUGAUUUCUUCCUGUGGCCUUCAUAUCUCUAGAUGCCUCCAUAUGACCAUUAUUGGAAAGAGAGAGUUUUGCUAAAUGAACCCAUGAUCUGAUCUAGCAAGGACUGUUUAAUAAGAAGGUCCCUUCAUCAGGAAAUCUUGAAGGUGAAUAUUACAAACCUGCCACAAGAUCAUUUCAAUACAUAUAUUUUCUGAUCAGAGCUUUGUAUUGUGCUGAAGAAUUCAGCAUAAAAAGAUUCAAAUAUGCCAAGAUUCUAGGCAUAUUUGAAUCAAAGGUGUAUGGGUAAUGUCUGAUCAAAUAUUAGGUGAAUUAGGAAAAGGAGAAGGAUUUGUAUGAGUGAAACUUCAGAGUCUUUCCUACCUCUUUACCUCUUUCCACAUCUAACAAAAACAGAAAAAGCUGUGCAAAAUGACCAGUGGAGCCGUGUAUCUGGAAUCCAGGGACACAAUCUCGUGCUAGUACAUCUAUUUCUGCCAUUGCGUUAUUUGCACUCAAGCUUCAGCAUUUAGUUGCUAGAAGCCCCCCCCCCCCCCAUUGUUGCUAUAAGGGACCAUACAAUCUCCUCCAUAUACUCAGUAAAUGUGCAGAAAGUAUUGCUGGGAGGUGCAAGCUGUCCAUGUCCAUUACAGUGCUGCCACACACCCCAGUGAGAAAUCCUUGCCAAGAAACAGUUCUCAUUUUAGACAUGUAUAUGCUUGUAGGAGAACGUCCUCGCAUGAACAGCACCCUGACAUGAAUGAAGAGAGGGAGAUGCUGGGCUUUUCUUUUCUUUCAUGAGUGGAGCGUGGAGUUAACCUAUCCCUCUGUAUACUCAUUGAACCCAUGCAACUGAUCAUCUUGAUCAAAUUCACAGGAACUUACAGUCCAUGGUGCGUUACAGACCGCCCGUUUGGGGCAGCCUGUAUCCGGCCCUUUCCCCACUGGAUC
Molecule: messenger RNA, 3127 nt
Organism: Sceloporus undulatus (fence lizard)
Lineage: Eukaryota; Metazoa; Chordata; Lepidosauria; Squamata; Phrynosomatidae
Product: KIAA0040 ortholog
Exons: 2
Coding region: 532-1065 (177 amino acids)
Source: RefSeq, a predicted model, not a curated record